This is a messenger RNA of Diplodia corticola, 1473 nucleotides long. Its product is annotated as c6 zinc finger domain protein. The transcript has a single exon. The record is from RefSeq and is a predicted model, not a curated record. NCBI's taxonomy places the organism in Eukaryota, Fungi, Ascomycota, Dothideomycetes, Botryosphaeriales, Botryosphaeriaceae. The coding region runs from base 1 to 1473 and encodes 490 amino acids.
AUGGACGGCAGCGAACCGCCCUCUCAGCCAGGCGGGUUCUCGUUCCGGACGCUGGAUGAGGCGAGGGACGCACUCAUCGACAUUCAAAAUUCGGGACUGCGUUUCAUGUGGGUCACCAUGGAGAAGAAGUAUCAGGGGGCCAUUGCAACGACCGAAAUACUCGAGCAAGUUCGGUUAGAGAUGAGGCUGGCAGAAUGGCAUCGUGCACUAGAUGAGUUCGAGGGGCAGCUUGCGCGCCGACCGAAAAUUCAGAUCACCCAACAGGCAAGGACAGCCGAAGAGGACAGCCUGAUCAUCCUGCGUCUGCUCUACUACGUCGCGCACAUCUGGCUUUCCAGCUGCCUGUCCUUGAAGGAGACUGCCUUCGACGCCUUCAUCUCCGAGUUCCAGCAGAUUAACGCUCUUUCUGACGGCCUGCUGUCGCGACGUAGAUCGCACGCGUCGUCAUCCUCAGGCUUUUACUCCACCUCGUCCUCAUCCUGUUCCCCCGCUACCGGGGCUUCCUCCGGAACCAUUUCCUUCGACACGGAGCUGGUCGGCCCUUUGUACUUCACCGCCAUCAAAUGUCGCGACCCUGCCACCCGCCGCCAGACGUUCGCGCUGCUGGAACAAUGCAACAUGCGCGAGGCUGCAAUUGACCCACACUGCGCCAGUCAACUCACAGCCGCCAUCAUGCAAAUCGAGGAGGCAGCCAUGCAGCUUGCAGCCCAGUGUGGAGUCACGACCGCAUCCCCAACACACACAGCAGCACCCCAACCAUCAUCAUCAUCCCACGAUACCGAGCCACCUUUGCCGUCGUCGCGUCUCGACACCGCCGCCAUGUUCUCCUCACUGCCGGCAGCACGAGAAAGCACAACCCACCACCGCCAACAUCGUCACGACCAGCAACAACAGCAACAACAGCAGCCACAAUACCACCCCCACCACCACCACCGGCAACAACCCCCAGACCAUCUCCGUCACAAUCACCACAGCCUCCUCCCCCCGGAGCAUGCCCGCAUCACCCACGUCGUCAGCCCACCCACAACGGCCCCGGCCGGUGCUACUACCUCCAUGCCGCCAUCCGAUACGGCGGCCCGGUUGCCGCGCGAGGCUGACCGCCUCGUGGCUUACUACGAGCCGCAGGCCCGCAUGCAGGCGGCGCAGGGGUCUUCGGGCGGGCUGUCGUACAGGAUGGUGGACGGGGGUGGUGGUGGUGGUGAGGGAGAUGCCGAGAUGGGAGGGAGGCACAGGGGCUUUGCUGGUGGCCGUGGCGACGGCGGCGGCGGCGGCGAUGAGAUGGGCCGACGUGGAGGGGGGCAACGUGGUCGUGGUUAUGGUCAUGGUCGUGAGAGACAGGGGCAGGGACAGGCUUUGGGGCAAGGUGAGUGGUGGCCGCAACAAUACCAACAACAACAACAGCAGCAGCAGCAGCAGCAGCAGCAGCAGCAUCUUUAUUACCCAUAUCGUCGUGACCAGCAUUUCCAUGGGUAG